This is a messenger RNA of Aspergillus tanneri, 861 nucleotides long. RefSeq lists its product as uncharacterized. The coding region runs from base 1 to 861 and encodes 286 amino acids. The transcript is spliced from 3 exons. NCBI's taxonomy places the organism in Eukaryota, Fungi, Ascomycota, Eurotiomycetes, Eurotiales, Aspergillaceae. The record is from RefSeq and is a predicted model, not a curated record.
AUGGCGCAACGGCCCAAUAACACCGACCUCCCACCCAAAGAGACAACUCAACCCUUGAAGGGGAAAGGACCGCAUCAACAAAACGACCCAGGCGACUGGGAGUCGCAGGAACGGGAGCCAUGGGCGAAUGCGAUGGAGUGCGUUCAGGGACAGGCACAGAUGUACUGCUAUCCACGCGUGGUAUUCGAGGUUUUCGAACCGCACGUCUAUACUCCCUUACCAGCCCAGCCGCCCUCUCCUGCGCAGCAGGGCGACGAGACUGGGGAAGUCCAACAAACCCAAAGGACCAGCGGCAACCUCCGGAGCGACACAAAGGGUGUCGCUGGCCAGUACAAUAAACACAGUUUAAACGACCUGGCAAGAAAACACACGCUGACGCAGCAUCUCGCUCCAAACGAACAAGGCAACGGUGGCACCAGGGACUACCCCUGGGCCAAAGGCAAACCAUUCCCGCCGAUGGAGACAAAGGGGGCGAUGAAACUUUCGCACAAAUUAGCAAUAUUACCUUACAUAAACGCACCGGACUUACCAGACACGUCCGGAGAGGGCGAUUCGACUCCGUCCGGCUCCGCCGAAGCAGGAGAGGAUGGAAAUCCCUCCCAUUCCGGCGAAACCGAGCGGGGCGCAGGUGUGAAAACGACAUCGUCUUCAGAGGAUGAACGAGGACGAACUCCACGGAGAAGGCGACGGCGUCGUGGGGCGGAUUCUCCCGAUGGAGGCGACGAAGCUUUGCGGCGAGCCAUCUGCGAAAACACCCAUAUUAGUAAGCUCAAAACAUGCGAGAAAGCGCUGGAGGAGCCGUUACCCUUAUUAGCUGAGGCAGAAGAGUGCGCACGUACCGCAAGAAGUUUGGUGGUUUGA